Molecule: messenger RNA, 435 nt
Organism: Cynara cardunculus var. scolymus (artichoke)
Lineage: Eukaryota; Viridiplantae; Streptophyta; Magnoliopsida; Asterales; Asteraceae
Exons: 1
Coding region: 1-435 (144 amino acids)
Biological process (GO): telomere maintenance; DNA repair
Molecular function (GO): DNA helicase activity
Source: RefSeq, a predicted model, not a curated record
AUGGUUAUUCCCAACGCAACUAGACAAGACAUUGUUAAUGUGUCGUUAAGUUCAUCUUACAUUUGGGGAAAAUGCAAAGUCUUAAGGUUAACUAAGAACAUGAGGUUAACUGUUGACAGUGAAGCUUCUGAAAUUGAACAGACAAGGGUUUUUGCAAACUGGAUUUUGGAUUUAGGAGAAGGCAAGGUUGGUAGUGUGAAUGAUGGUGAGGCACUUGUUGAUGUACCUCAUGAUCUUCUCAUUACCGAUUCAACGGAUCCUAUAUCUAUGUUAAUUGAAUUUGUCUAUCCUUCAAUUCUUGUAAAUAUCAAUAAUUUGUCUUAUUUUCAGGAAAGAGCAAUUCUUGCACUAGAACACGAAAUCGUUCAAGAAAUAAAUGACCGUUUACUAUCAUUAUUCCCAAGAGACGAAAAAGCAGUACCUAAGUUCAGAUAG